Messenger RNA from Oppiella nova, 953 nucleotides. NCBI's taxonomy places the organism in Eukaryota, Metazoa, Arthropoda, Arachnida, Sarcoptiformes, Oppiidae. The record is from the annotation of a GenBank genome assembly.
ACACAAACAACAGUUGAUUUGCUUUCUAUUAAAAGUGCGUCUCUUUUGUCAAAACACAACAAACGAAGACAACAAUCACAGCGAUGGGCAUCUCGUGCGGCGCCACUCUCAUCAAGUAUCUCCUCUUUCUCUUCAACAUCUUAUGGCUCCUGUUGGGCGGAGUCGUGCUAUGGCUCGGCUUCAAAAUCGCCAUGUGGAGCGGAGAUCUCGAAGACAUUUACCACAACAACCUGAAGACGGGCGCCAUUGUGGUGCUGGCGGCCGGAUUCCUCAUCUUCGUGCUCGCAUUCCUCGGCUGCUGCGGAGCCAUAAAACAGAACUCCUGUAUGCUCUCAACGUACGGCGGACUGAUCCUCAUUCUGGUGGUCCUGCAGUGCGUCGGCGCGUACUUUGUGCUCCGCGACAAAGGAAAGAUCCAGGACAACAUUAAGGACGAGAUUUCCAAGAACUUCCAGAAGUGGAACGAUGGAACGACCGAUGACGUGGCGAAAAGCAUUCAGUUGUUCCAGAUGACGUUCGAGUGUUGCGGAGUGAAGGGAGAUCGGGACUACACCGACGCGGCCGGCGUUCCCUCGAGUUGUUGCGACAAAUGGGCAGCCAACAAAGACCACUUGGCCAAAGAGACCUGUAGCCGCUCGCAGGUCAAGUGGAAGGAGGGCUGCGCCGACAAACUUGAGCACACGCUCACCAACUAUAUGGGAGGUCUGGGAGGCGUCGCCAUCGCGCUCGUCCUCAUCCAACUGCUCAUUAUUGUGAGCGCCUGUUGUCUGUCGCGCGAGGUCAGGGGCUAGUCGUGCGGGCGGGCCCUCCUUUGGCCCCUUUUUGCCCCCUUUUCACGCCUUUCGACCAAAAGUGCCAUAAAUUUCGUUUUGUUUCUAUUUUUAUUACAAAUAUAUCCAAAAAAUUAUGUAUUUUUCUCGCGAUUAAAAAAUAUGUGAAAAUUGUGUCAAAAA